AUGGCCCCAGCAGCACAAUCCGGACCAAGACAAUCCGCUUCCGGACGUGAGCGUACUUUUAAAGACAAAGACAAGCCAGAAAGUGUGAGAAACAGUAACAUUGUUGCUGCAAAAGCUGUCGCCGAUGCAGUUCGAACAUCUCUUGGACCAAGAGGAAUGGACAAAAUGAUCCAAUCUGGAAAUGGUGAUGUUACUAUCACCAACGAUGGUGCCACUAUCUUAAACCAAAUGAGUGUUAUCCACCCAACUGCUAAAAUGCUCGUCGAACUCUCAAAAGCGCAAGAUAUUGAAGCUGGUGAUGGUACAACAACAGUUGUUGUGAUGGCUGGAGCAUUGUUGGAUGCUGCUCAACAAUUAUUGUCAAAAGGAAUCCAUCCAACAACAAUCUCCGAAGCUUUUCAAUCAGCUGCGGGAGAAGCUGAGAAAAUCCUGUCCGAUAUGAGUUCCCCAGUUUCUCUUGACAACGAUGAGCUUCUCACCAAAAUGGCCACGACUUCGCUUAACUCGAAAGUUGUCUCACAACACUCUUGGUUGUUGGCACCAAUGGCUGUGAAUGCUGUGAAGAAAAUCGUUGACGCUGAAAAGGAUACCAAUGUGAAUUUGAAAAUGAUCAAGAUUGUCAAGAAAAUGGGUGAUACUGUUGAGGAAUCCGAAAUGAUUGAGGGAGCAUUGAUUGAUCAAAAAACAAUGGGAAGAGGAGCACCGACACGUGUGGAGAAGGCUAAAAUUGGAUUGAUUCAAUUCCAAUUGAGUCCACCAAAGACUGAUGUGAGCUUUUUUUACUCUAAAAGGGUCACGCUUUGAAAUUCCCCCUAAAAAUCCCCAUAUUUUCAGAUGGAAAACCAAGUAAUCAUCACCGAUUAUUCUCAAAUGGAUCGCGCUUUGAAAGAGGAACGCCAAUAUCUUUUGGAACUUUGCAAACAAAUCAAAGCCGCUGGUUGCAAUGUCCUUCUCAUCCAAAAAAGUAUCCUGAGAGAUGCGGUCAAUGAGCUUUCACUCCAUUUCUUGGCCAAAAUGAAGAUUAUGUGUAUCAAGGAUAUCGAACGAGAGGAUAUUGAGUUUUAUUCGAGAGUGAGUUGGGGUUUUUUUUGUUGGAAAAUUGAAUUAAUUAUGAAAAAAAAUAUAUAAAAUGAGCAAUGUAUUUGAAUGAGACGGCAACAGAGAUUAUGAGCAUUUUUAAAAAGGGUCCAAAUGUUGAUGAAUGAAUUGGGAAACAAGUGCGCUCUAACGCAAAUUGCGCCUAUUUUUUUGAAUUUUGAGAUUUUUGAAAGGUUUUUUCCUUCAUAAUCAAUAAAAACACUAUUUCAGACAAAUUCUUUCAAUUUCUGUUUAUUUUGGAUCGAAAAACACCAGAAAAUGCAAAAAUAAUGCGUCUUCUCGAUAUUUUUUGAUUUUUCGCAUUUUUUUCAAACAAGAAUUUCAUUUAACAUCACAUUUCAAAAAUGUCAUCUAUGAUUUGUUGUUUUUUUGCGGAAAACACAUGCAGCAUUUGAAGAAGAUGAAACCACAUCAACACCAUUUAUUCUGAAAAAAUUUAGUCUCGUUAAUUCCAAACCCAAGAAAACAUCACUUGAAAACUCUGCUGAGAGUUGUCCGAACAAAAUCCAAAUAUCGACUGUUGAAACAAAUCAUAAUAAUUGUCGAAGGCAUCGAAUGCGCCGCGAUCAGAAAACACAAAGCGUUUGCCAAUUCUAUUUGAAAAAAAAACAUCGGAAUUCAGUAAAUUUAUAUAAUUCUAACAAAACAACCUUGAAGUUGCUAUAACUCUUGCAGCAAAAUGAUACCAAUCAUUGUGAGUGGUGCCAGAAUACAGAUGAAAGGAAUUAUACAUUGAAAUGUGAGAGCAAUCAGAGCUGAUUUGUGAAGUUUAUAUGUGGCAGUAGACAUGUGAUGACGCAUUUUAUGUAAAGUUAGCAUUGUGUAAAUUGAUAAACUCAGGCUGUACCUGAAAAAUAGAACUUUUUUUAAAAUAGAAGUUUGAGUAUAAUAAAUUACAAUGAAAAGAUGAGAAUCCAAAUAAAUGCUACAGCCGCUGCAAUAAUCCAACCUAAAUUAGUACGCCAGUCGUAAACGAUAAAGUUUGGAUUCUUGAGAAGAUGAAGACAUUUUGGAAAAUGUUGGGAGAUAAACUCGUAUUGUUUUUCAUGGGAUGGUUCUGACAGGAGAAUUGAAAUUGAAACGAUGAAUGGAAAACAAUGAGCGAUUAAUGUCAUGAAAUUGGUGAAAUACGGUGGAAUUUUGUUGGUCUGAAGGGCGAUUGUCUUUUUCUGGAGGCAAGUUAUGCAACAAAAAACUAACCGGACGCAAUUCCGCUGCUGAUUUUGCACGAAAUUGAAAACAACUAACCAACGAUGGAAGUUCGAAAGCUAACACAAAAACAAAACCGAUGACAUUUGUAUGGGGAGAAAUAUAGCUGAGAAUUGGUGAGGUAUAAUAAUUGCCAAACAUUGGAUAAUAAUAAUAUGCGGCACCAAUCCAUGUCAUAUGAUUUUCCACUAUGAAACUGACUAUCUAGAAAAAAAGUGGUGCAAAAUUUGACACAUCUUCUUAUUCUGAUUCACCUGAAGAUAUAGUUGCCUGUAUUUGUACUCUGAAUUUGGAGAUUUACACAUUAUCAAAUAACAACCCAAACAAUUUAUUGGAAAAGAUAGACAUGCGAUUGAAUGAAGACAAUAUGUAUAAUAUGGGGGUGGUUGUUCAGGACAAUUCAAAUCCAUUUGCAAACUGUUUUUGAAUAUUAAUAAUUUUCUUACAUGAAACAUCUGCAGGCAUUUUUUCAGCUGGAAUUCUGUUCUUAGAAUUGUUUGAUCAAAAUCAGAAUAAAACCUGUCAUCUCUGAUUCAGAAAUUAAUUUUUUUAAGUUCCAAAAGAUUGAAUCAAGUUUUUUUCUGUUUCACAUAAGAUGAUGCUUUAAUGUACGUUGUGUGAAACUUGUCAGCCGAAAAUCAAAAAAAAACCAAACAAUUCUGGCUUUAGCAAAAAUGUUGAUUCCAUAUAAACCGGGCCAUUGAAUAGAAAAGGUCGCGGAGUCACCGAAUAAACUUUUUCUGUAACUUUGGGACUUAAACUAUCAUCGGAGAGGGAAAAUUAAGAAAAAUAUAGUUAUGACGUGGCAAAGUCGCCACCACUGUCAAUACUGUAAUUCAUUUCACAAAGGAUCUGUUUCAACUUGCAAUCGAGAUUUUCAAUGACAUAUAUGUUUUCUAGUAGUUUUCGACCCGCUGAUCACGAUCCCACUGUCUGAAACUGCAAAGCUCGACUCCUAACAUGAGUUAUGACAUUGCAAAGUUGAGACUUUUGGAGGUCAAAACUCGCCUUCAAAGUUAUUUUCAUAGGAUUUUCAUGAAAAUGAUUUUUAAAACUUCCAAAAAUCCCAAAUUUUCCAACUUUGCCACGUCAUAACUCAUGUUAGGAGUUGAGCUUUGCAGUUUUAGACAACGGGAUCGUGAUCAGCGGGUCGAAAACUACUGGAAAACAUGUAUUUUAUUAAAAAUCUCGAGUUGAUUGACAGUGCUGGCAAAUUCGCCACGUCAUAAUUAUGUUUUGAGCGAGUGAUUGAACUGCCAAAGUUUCCUUGUUAAUUUUUUGUUAAAAAAAUCAAUAUUUUUUUCCAGAUUCUUGGAUGUCGCCCAGUCGCCUCAGUUGAUCACUUCAAUGCCGAAGCUCUCGGAUCAGCCGACCUCGUCGAAGAAAUUUCGACCGGUGGAGAUGGAAAAGUGAUCAAAGUGACCGGCGUGCAAAAUCCCGGACAAGCUGUUUCGAUUCUCCUUCGCGGUUCGAAUAAGCUCGUGUUGGAAGAGGCCGAUCGAUCACUUCACGAUGCUUUGUGUGUGAUUCGUUGUCUUGUCAAGAGAAGAGCACUUCUUCCAGGUGAAUUUUGAGGGAAUUUUGAACCUGAAAACAUGAAAUUCUGCAUUUUGGCCAAUUUUUCGAGUUUCUUUUGAAUUUCCCACCCAAAAAUGUACAGAAAAACCUGUUUUUUCCGCUCCUUCCAAAAUGUUUCUUUUAUUUAUCUUUCUCGCAAUGCAGCGCUGUGAGAAGAAAAGAGAUAUUGAAAAUGUAUUUGAGAAACGCUUGAGGCAAAAUGGGAUGGGGGUAUAGCUCAGUGGUAGAGCGCUCCCUUAGCAUGGGAGAGGGCUGGGGUUCAAUUCCCCAUACCUCCAAGAGACUUUUUUUGUUUGGCAGAUUUGGAAUGACAUAUUUUUGGAAAAAUCUGAAGUUGUAGCCUAGAGUUUCAGCUUCUUUAAGAUGCCCCUAAGGCCUGAAAAUUUCGAGAAAAAUUGAUUUUUCAUGAAUUGUUUCUCCUCAAAAAUCUCUUUUUACCAGGUGGCGGAGCUCCUGAAAUGGAAAUCGCCGUGAAAUUGCGUCAAUUGGCACAAAGCCAACACGGAGCCACCGCAUAUUGUUGGCGAGCAUUUGCCGAUGCUCUCGAAUUGGUCCCAUAUACAUUGGCCGAAAAUGCCGGAUUAUCGCCAAUCAACACUGUCACCGAAUUGCGGAAUCAUCAUGCCAAUGGAAAUUCGUCGUAUGGUGUUAAUGUUAGAAAGGUGAGUUUGGGUUUGGGAGGGGGAUUUGGGGAAGCUUUUGUUUUUGGCGUUAAAUUAGCCUAACUUUGGAAAUUUUAUUAUGGGGUGAUUCGAGUAAAAAAAAAUAAUAAAAAAAAUUUUUUAUCAAAAGAAAAAAUGUUUUUUUUAUUAUUUUUUUCGACUCGAAUCACCCCAGAAUUUUCUAGUGUAGAAAGAGAAAUUCUGGAAAUUUUGUCUGAAGCUGUAUUUUCAGCUCACAUUCAGAUGUUUUCAGUCCAAAACCCUCAAAAAGUACACAUGAUUUAUUGGAACUUUCAAAAAAUAAGAACUUCCGAAAAAACCUCUACUUUGUAGCGCUGAAAUUGGAUUAUUUAAAGGAACACCAAAAGCUAAUAGUCACUCUAGCGUAUCCGAACAAACACUUCAGAACUCGAAAUAAUCAAUGUCAAUUUACAAAUGUUCGCAGCAAGUAAAAAAAAAUUUGAAAAAAUGGUGAAGUUUGCGCCAAAAUAAAAAAAUGGGAAAAAAACCGUUUGAAUUCCCUCCUCAGAGGACUCAGAGCGAAAUGUGCAAACACCGUCACGGCAGAAUGCACACAAAAAAAUUAUUUUUUUUAUUUUUUUGUUUUUUCGGGAGUUUUCGCUUGUUUUUCACUUUUCAACGAUGAAUUCAUAUAUUUUUCAGUAAAUUGAUGUUGGCAAUUCUUCUCCCAACUGUCUUGAUCAUGUUUUUGACGGAGGAAUGCGGAAUUUCGUCGAUUUUCAGCCAAAAAGUGAGUAUUUUGAGAAAUUAUAGAUUAUUCUCAUAAAUCACUGUUUUCCAGGCUCAACAAUGUGAAACAUGAAUAAAAUCUGCUGAAAAAUCAAAGAAAACCGUAGAAGUAGAAGAAAGACUCUGUGAAUAGUCAUGAAUCGAGGCGAAUUGGAGAGAUUUGAUGAAUUUUCAUGAUUUCAACACAGGCAUAAAUUCUUGACUUUUUAAAUUCAGAAAUACCUGUCGCAGAAAAAAAAAAUUCUCGCGUGAAUCGGGAGGCGGGAUUUAUUUGGCAAGGUGCGGCACGUUUUUUUUUCAAGCAAUAAUUAUUUCUGAUUUUUUGCAUUUCGAAAUUUAGUGAAGAAAAGAAGAUGAAAACGAAAAAAUUAUUUAAAAAACGUGGAACGUGUAAUCGUGGCAGGGGGCGGAGCCGACAGGAAAAAAAGUCAGAAAUUUAUGCCUGUGUUUCAAGUCGGUUUCGAUCAAAAGUCGUCCUUUUUGCAAACCAAACUCACCCAAAACACUUCUUCCUCGACGAUUCUGCUCAUCAAUGUUCUGAUCGCGAUUACUCUAUACAUUUAUUCUUUUAAAAGCUGUAUUCUGUCAUUUUUCAAUAAAAUUUGAUGAAAACCGGUUUAUUUGUUAAAAAAAACGAAUUUAUCAGAACUCCGACCAUUCAAAAACAACUGUAGGCGCUCAAAGUUCGUGGAUGUCAUAUUUAUUUUGAAUAUCAUCAGGUUGUGUUGGAGAAACGAUCAAAAUCCGCGAUUGCAGGUUGAAAACGCAGAUUCCGACCAAAUUUACUUAAUUCGCCACGAAUGUUCUUCCAAUCUGCAAUCAAUAAGUUUUGUUGAUAACUAGAAUAUCGAAUUUACUACUUAAAAUCGUCGUUUACUAUGAGAAACAAAGAAAAAACGGAAAAACGCGAAAAAUAUUUUUCGAAAACAAAAAAACAAAAAGAAAACAACGACAUUCCGCUCGCCUGGUGUUUAGCGUAAAAGGCGUGGCAAUUUGAUUUCGAGUUUUUUCAUUUUUCCACAGAAAAAUAUUUUUUCCUCUAAAAGUUCAGAAGAAUUUUUUCAUCGAAAAGUGAGUAUAGGGAAUGAAAGUAGGAGUAUUAAAGUGUCUGUUUUGGUAUGCGCGGCUUCACCUAGCGAUGUUGACCUUUUAGUUUUUGGUGUUCCUUUAAGCCAAUUAUACUUUCCAAAAAAUCUGAAAAAAAAUAAUUUUUUCUUCUGAAAACACAAUCUGAGCUCGAACUUUUGGCCCCAAAAUUCAAUAAAACUUUUUUUUUUGGUUUGCAAAAAAAAUUCUACGUCAUAAAAAUUUGCUGUUUCGAAUUUUUGAAUUAGCCUAACUGGUUUUUUAGGUCUAAAGAAUCCAAUAAAAAUUGUUAAACACAACUUUCCUAUUCUUCUUGCCUUCAAAAAAUUAGUUAAAAUUCAAAAUUUCCCCAAACUUUUCUAAUUUUUCUCUAGAUCCCCCUUUUCAUUAUGCUCCAGAAGAAACAUCCUUUUUUUAUUCCUCAUUCGGUUUCUCUUACAUGACUGCCCCCGAAUUUAUUUUUCAUAAUAAUUUCAAUUCAAUCAAAAAAACACGUUUUUUCUCGCCAGUGGGCGCUCGUCCGAAUUAAUAAUCUAUUUUUGACAAUAUGUAUCCAUGAAAAGAUGGAAAAAAUGUUUGACGAAGCGCAAAACAUGUAGUUAAAUCUGAAUCUAAAUUUAAAUCUAAUGGGGUUAUUUUGGGAUGGAAAAUGCGGGAAAUGUGUGUAAAAAUAGAAUUUAUGAAGAAAUUAUGUGUUUCAGGGAUAUGUUACCGAUAUGAAUGAGGAGAAUGUUGUUCAACCAUUGUUGGUGACGUCAUCGGCCAUCAAACAAGCUGCCGAAUGUGUUCGAUCGAUUUUGAAAAUUGAUGAUAUUGUGAGUUUUUUCUGGGGGUUUUUUGUGAAAUCUGAAUUCAAUAGCAAAAAUUGAAUAAGCUACAAAAAUUCUCAUCAAAAUCUGAAAUAUUGAAGCUUUUUGUUCAUCUGAAAAUGUGAAAUUUCACAAAAAAUUUGGAUUUUUGAAUGAAAUACUCAAAUUUUCCAAGAAGGUGAAAUUAAAUUCCAAAAAUUCUUAUCAAAAACUGAAAUUUUGCUUCUCUUUUUAUUGAAAAUCCGAAAUUUCACAAAAAAUUUGGAUUUUUUGAAUCCAAAAUACCGCAUUUUCUCCAAAUUUCCACCAAAUUUCCCUUCCAAAAUCCUGAUUUCUGGAAAUUUUCCUGAAUCUUUCUCUAAACUUCGCACAAUUUUCUUCCAAAGCCUGCUAAUUUUGAUCCCUUUCCCUUAUUUUUCGACACAAAAGUGAUUCCCCGCGCCGAAAAAUUGGCGUUUUUCUUUGCUUUUUCUGUUCUGUUCUGCAGCUUCUUCACAUCAAAAACGAGAUUUUUGCAUAUGUAUAUUUCGUCAUUUGUUAUUCCUCUCAAAAAAUUUCAUUUUCGAAAAAUGUUCAGAAUGAAAACAGAUGCUGUAUGUAUGUACUAAUGUAUUUUUAAUGAGCAGGAAAAUCUGCAGUGGGAAAAAUGUAAAAAUAUGUGGGAAAUUCGCGCAAUUUUGUACCUUUUCCCAUAUUUCCUGCUGAAAAAAAAAAUCAAAAAACCAUUGAUUUCUGAACUUUUUGGGCCCACCAAUUCUAAAAACAUGCUAAUUUCUUAAUGGGGUCAACCCGAAAACAUAGCGUAACUCUCGAAAAACAACAAAAACACUUGGAAUUUACGACCGAGUGCGCUUAGCGAAUUAAUAGCGCGCGCAAAAAAGUUCCCUCAUCUCGGCUUUUACACGAUGUGUCAUCAGAAUACAUUUAUUCUAGGGCUCAUUAAAUUGAGCAGCUUGGAAAUUUGCUCUCCAGAGAGGAGAUUUGCACUGUAAUUUAUCACCAAAAAUCAUUUCCUCUUAUUUUUGAUGACAAAUAAGUUAGAGAUAAUCAUUGAAGCUGAAAAUAAUAAGAAGUAAUACGUCAGUUGAUGUUCUUGCUAUUGCUACAGAACACAAAAUUAGGUUAUCAGAGAUUAGGGAAAAGUGCUGGGAAAUUGGUUGGAAUUUUGAGUUUUCUAGUGGCUGAUUUGCUGGAAAUCAUGGAAUUUGGGUCUGAAAAUCUGAAACUUUAAAAAUUGAAUUUUUUCCCUGAAAAAAUACGUUUCAUCAAAUUUACAAACAAUUUUGGAGCAGUUUUGGAAUAUUAUUAUUGGAAUAGCAGUUUUGGACUAUAAUAUAUAUGUCUUAAAAUAUUCAAAAAAUAAUAUUUUAGAAAAAUUGAGAAAUUUCGAGUUUUCCAGGCAAAAAUGAUGACAAAUCGAGAUUUUUGAAGCUUCUGGAGUGAUUUCUGAUGAAACUCAGCAAAAACUUUGGAAAAGUGAAUUCCAAGGUCAAUUUUCAUCAGAAAUCACUCCAGAAGCUUCAAAAAUUUCGAUUUUUCAUCAUUUUUGACUGAAAAACUCGUUUUUUGACUUUUCGUGAAUUUUAAUGUUAAAAAAACAUUUUUUCGUUCGUAAAAAAAGCUAAAAUCUUUGAAACAGUGAAAAUAUUCUCCCCGAAAAAAAUACGUUUCACCAAUUUUACAAGCAUUUUUAGAACUCCUCAGGAGAACGACCGCGAAAUCUGCGCGAAAAGCGGGGUCUCUGCGAUUCGCUCAACCUUCGCGGGAGAAUCGCGCGUUUCGCACAAACCUCGCGCAAUAUGGGACCCGGUCGACUGGACGUCGCGAAAUUUGCGCGAAUUGCGGGGAACUUCGCGUUUUGCGGAAAUUUCGCGGGCUUCCUCGACCGAAUUGGAGCGUUUCGCGACAUUUUCGCGCAGUAGCAUGGUAUAUAAAAAACAUUUUCGCUAUUCGCGUCACGUGCGCGCAUGGUCAAGUGGGUAAAACAAAUGUAUUCGAGGUGAGAGGUUGUGGGUUCGAGGUUGGGUGAGUGUGAUAAAUACAAAUGAUGAUCACCUGAAUGUGAGGAUCGAUCAUGAUGACAUUUUGUUUUGAAAUUGAGAGGACACCGCGAAAUUCACGCAAAACGCGAUAAUGAAACCGCGAAAUUUACGCGAAACGCUGUUACAACACCGCUAAAGCGCGGCGGAUGCGCGGCGUUUUAGCGGACUUCUGGGGUUCGCGUUUCGCGCAGAUCUCGCGGUCGUUCUCCUGAGUCUUUCAGGAUAUUGUUUAAAUUAUAGUUGAAGAAUUAAAAUUAGAUUGAAAAUUAUUAUAACUUCAAAUCUUCCAAAAAAAAUCCUGAAUUUUUCCAGGUAAUGGCUGUUCGCUAA
Molecule: messenger RNA, 9564 nt
Organism: Caenorhabditis angaria
Lineage: Eukaryota; Metazoa; Nematoda; Chromadorea; Rhabditida; Rhabditidae
Source: the annotation of a GenBank genome assembly